Molecule: messenger RNA, 387 nt
Organism: Balaenoptera acutorostrata (minke whale)
Lineage: Eukaryota; Metazoa; Chordata; Mammalia; Artiodactyla; Balaenopteridae
Product: guanine nucleotide-binding protein G(s) subunit alpha-like
Exons: 1
Coding region: 23-250 (75 amino acids)
Biological process (GO): sensory perception of chemical stimulus; adenylate cyclase-activating dopamine receptor signaling pathway
Cellular component (GO): heterotrimeric G-protein complex
Molecular function (GO): corticotropin-releasing hormone receptor 1 binding; mu-type opioid receptor binding; insulin-like growth factor receptor binding
Source: RefSeq, a predicted model, not a curated record
GCGCCCCGCCGCCGCCGCUGCCAUGGGCUGCCUCGGAAACAGUAAGACCGAGGACCAGCGCAACGAGGAGAAGGCGCAGCGCGAGGCCAACAAAAAGAUCGAGAAGCAGCUGCAGAAGGACAAGCAGGUCUACCGGGCCACGCACCGCCUGCUGCUGCUGGGUGCUGGAGAAUCUGGUAAAAGCACCAUCGUGAAGCAAAUGAGGAUCCUGCAUGUUAAUGGGUUUAAUGGAGAACAAUAUUACCCCUAGAUGAUGGCUUCAAUUUCUCAUCUUCCCGGCUAUGUCCCAUCACACUUUGCAUGCUGGAAUUGCCCGUCUUAGGAACUUCUAAUAAGAAUACUAUUCUGUUGGGGAGGGGGGAGGGGGCCCUACCACCUAACCUCUAA